Amyelois transitella is the source of this 1374-nucleotide messenger RNA. RefSeq names its product inactive ubiquitin carboxyl-terminal hydrolase MINDY-4B. The record is from RefSeq and is a predicted model, not a curated record. Gene Ontology annotation, molecular function: K48-linked deubiquitinase activity; cysteine-type deubiquitinase activity. NCBI's taxonomy places the organism in Eukaryota, Metazoa, Arthropoda, Insecta, Lepidoptera, Pyralidae. Gene Ontology annotation, biological process: protein K48-linked deubiquitination. Bases 1 to 1374 code for a protein of 457 amino acids. The transcript is spliced from 11 exons.
AUGGAUCCGUUAAUUAAGUUUGUCGUGUAUAAUACUACGCCAGUGAAUCGUAAUGACUAUGACACUAUGAAAGCGCAGAAGAAAGAGCAGAAGCAAGUGGGCGUCACCACCGAUAAGAGACUUCUGCUUCUUUCGCCAGAAGCUUCUCGAAGGACUGAUGAACGGGUGCUGUAUGCUAGAAACAAGUUGCUUGCCGGAGCGAAACCUUCAGUUGUGGGAGGCAGGCCUAUAACAGAGGAAGAAGCUACUGAACUCCGUAUACUCACAUUUGGAACUGCCGCAUGUCCGCCUCGAGGCGAAUGGGUGCGGACGCCUCUCAUCAUGAGGCCACCAGACCAACCCCUGGCCUAUGGCCUUAGUGCCCCCAGGAACGCAGCCAGAUCCUUGCUGUCAGCCCUCCAGGCCCAUAUUAUCAAGUGGUUGCUGUUCGAUUCUAGACCGCAGACCAGAGAUAAUAAGUCUGCUUUGCCGCCUGACACAUACCUACGUCCAUCGGAAGACCGUCAAGAGGAAGCAUUGUGGCGGGCAUGCAGCGAGGUCAUAUGGAGAUGUGGUGGUGGGUUCACCACCCAGACUGGGGUCGAACCCAGAGCGGUGGUAGCCCUGCCCAGUGAAAACACGUAUGUGCAACACAGCUCUCAUUAUUAUCAGGAUGGUAUUACUGAGAAGCUGCACAUUUACGAGUUUAAAAACAUGGAAGAUCUUCAAAUUUUCAUAAAGCGUUAUUUGUAUUUGUUUCAAACAGAAGAAGGCUCGGGUGCAUUGUUACUGCUGUAUUCUGUUGUCUUGUCAAGAGGACUGGAGAACAUCAAGAAGGAUUUAGACGGCAAAUUGACCAACUUAGUGUCCUCCCACGUGGAAGGCUCCAUCAACAUUGUGACACUGCUGUUGACCGGACGCGCCACUCCGUAUCUUCACAACGGUGUGCUAUAUGUAGGAGAUGAAGACCAUUAUGCAAUGCCACAGUUCGGUAUUUUAUCUCGAAGUCCCGUUGGUCUGCUGGUGUGGUAUGGUGGAGAAGAUGGCUCCAAGAACAAUAUCAACAAGCAAUACCCUGGGUCACGGUUGAAGACACCUGCUAUGCCGAUUUGGGUAACAAGCUGUUCUGGACAUUACGGUCUACUGUUCAAUACAAACCGUGAACUGCUGAGAAAUUACCACGCCGAACGAAGGUUUGACAUAAACUAUUACACGUGCGGCGGCUGCCACGUGCUGCUGAACGUGGACACUCGUGCGCACGACGACACCGCCGGCCCGAUGCGCAAUGACGACAUCAGCGCCACUCCUCUCGAAAAACUUAUCCAUACCAAAUGGCAAGAUGCUAAGAUCACAUGGACCGGGCCGGCACCGUACGUGAACGAACCGCCGAAAUGA